AUGCAGUUUUCCCACUGGAUUAUUAUUGCUACUGAGAAAAGGCCGAAUAUAUCAGCAUCAGCUAUUCUUUCCUGGCUAGACGAGAUUCCCAACGACUGCCGCGCCGACACUGCGCAGCCGCCUGCCUGCAAGCGACGCCGCCUGAACCCGCCGACCCCCGACUCCUCGACCAUUUCCUACGACAAGAACAUAGCUUUUCUAGACAUACCUACCUCCCGAAAGGCAAGUCCGCACAAGCGGCAGGAGCCCGGCGGUGCCGAGACGCCCCGCUCAAAGCGCUUCCGCUCCAACAUCAACUUGGAACCUUCCAAGUUAUCCGCCGCAUCUGGCCGGUUAUCUCCCUCAAAACAACUCCGCGCAUUAAGGCACCAACCCGACGGCAUCGAGUAUCGGAAGCUUUCAGACUUCAAUAACAAACCAGCAAGCCUUCACAGCCUGCUCAAGAGCAUAGACACCGUAAUGGAGGGGCAGGGGAUAGUUGCUUCGUCUCAUCACCCAGCUCUCUUACAGGCCGCGGAAGACAACGGCGAUAUAUUCAACUGGGCUGCUAGCAGAGCCUCGUACUACUUUUCCAAUGGUCGUGAUCAAUUCGGCCAAACAUCUUCAGUCGAAAAUGUAUUGCGCAUUCUCAACAAGGCUAUCCAGUAUAGCUAG
Ilyonectria robusta is the source of this 654-nucleotide messenger RNA. RefSeq lists its product as uncharacterized. Bases 1 to 654 code for a protein of 217 amino acids. NCBI's taxonomy places the organism in Eukaryota, Fungi, Ascomycota, Sordariomycetes, Hypocreales, Nectriaceae. The transcript has 2 exons. The record is from RefSeq and is a predicted model, not a curated record.